AGAGCCCAUAUCCUAUUUGGGUCAAGUUCGGGCGUCCUCAAAGACAAGACGAAGACGGACGCGGUCGCUGAAGACACUCCACCUGCGAUAAUGGAAACUCCAUAAACCCUAAACCAUUUCAGCCGACGAUGCACCUUUUCAGCAAAUUUCUCUACUCACAUCUGUCCCGCCACUUUUCUACACUACCCAAACUCCCUAGCCUUACGAAAAUCCCUUCCAAGUAUCGACCCCAAGCCAUCCAAGACGCGCAACAGGCUCUUACAGAUUACCUCCACGGCACCAGAUACGUCCCUUUCGUCUACGCCGAACACAUUGCUAAAAACUCUCUCUUUUCUCUCUCCGGUCUCAUCUCCGACAUCGACUUCUCUCCGACGAGUUUCACCAGGAACGUUCUCAAAUUCCUCAGGUACCAUCCCAUCAACGAAUUUGAGUUUUUCUUUGAAAGUAUAGGCAUUGAUUAUAAGGAAGUCAGUGGCUUUUUACCUGCCAAGAAGUUCUUUUUUUCGGAAGAUGAGAGGGUCCUUGAUGCAGCUUGUGCGCUUUCCGGAUUUGGGUUUCCUUGGAACAAGUUGGGUAAGCUUUAUAAAGAGGAAGUUUCGAUUUUUAGGAUAAGUUCUAGGGAGUUGAAAGCUAAUCUUUUUAGGAUCAAAGAAUGUGGCUUUAGUAAUAUUUCUGUUAUUGGUGUUUGCUUGGCUUUUCCUUAUGUGUUGCGUGGGGAUGGUGAAUUGGAUGGGGAAGUUGGUGGUUUAUUGGAUGAUUUGAAAAAGGUUUUUGUAGAAUUUGAUUUGGGAAGUUGUGUUGAGGCAAAUGUAGACGCAUGGUAUGAGAUUUGUAGGAAAAUGAGGGUGUUUUAUGAUCUGGGAUUUGAGAAAGGGAAGACAGGGGAACUGAUGGGUAGAAGUAAGAAUCUUUUUCUUCUGUAUCCAGAGCAGGUUAUGGUCCAGAAGGUUGAGUAUUUUUGUCGAUUUUCUGUUAGGAAGGAAGAUGUUGGUUUGUUGAUUCUUCAAAGGCCGGAGAUUUUGGAUUUUGAUUUGGAAACACCAGUGAUUUCAGUAAUGGGAUUAUUGAAACAUUUUGGAUUGAGUACAGAGGAAAGGAAUGCCAUUGCUCAAGAGUACCCCUAUGUUUUGGGGAGAAAUAAAAUGGGUAAUUUACCUCAUAUGAUGAGAGCAUUAAGGCUACAUGAGUGGUUCUUUAAUAGGAUUAGGGAUGGAAAUCAUAAAUUGCUUGCUAAUUAUGCCAUUAGUCAUCCUGGUGAAGACUUGGAUGACGAUUUCAGAGAUUGUUUGGAGAGGAUUCAGUUUUCAAGAACUCCUAUCCAUACAAUGAGUAAGUUGAGUUUUUUGCAUGGAAUUGGGUUUGGAGAGAAUUCUUUGACCGUGAAGGUUUUAGCUCAUGUACAUGGUACUAGUUGUGAGUUGCAAGAAAGAUUUGAUUGUCUUCUUGGUACAGGGAUUGAAUUCUCAAAACUUUGUAAGAUGAUACAGAUGACACCAAAAGUUCUAAACCAGAGCCCAGAAACUCUAGAGCAGAAGGUGAAUUUCCUUAGCCAUGAAAUGGGUGUUUCUUUGGACUACCUUAAUAUAUUCCCAGCCUUUCUGUGUUUUAACUUAGAGUACCGGAUUAAGCCCAGGUACAGAUUUCACAAGUGGCUUACGGAGAAAGGUUUGUGUACUAAAAACUACUCCAUUGCAAGCAUGGUUGCAACUAGUGAAAAGAGUUUUGUAGCCCGUCUUUAUGGAAUUCAUCCAGAUGCUCCAAAACAAUGGUUUGAGAAUUUCUCCUGCAGAAAACCCAGUGAUAGUAGCUAAGACCAUUGUAAAUUGUCUAGGUAUGGCUUUUGACAAAUGAUUUUUGGAUUGAUAUCAAAUCUCUAAGUGAGAUAGAUGUCUUUCUUCUCAGUUCAUAUCUUGCAACGAUUAAGAUGGUGUAUAGAUUUACUCAUUCGUGAUCAACCUUACCUCUGCAUAUCACACACAAUGUAUUGAUGGAAAGAGUUAUGAGGAAACGAGUCAAGGGAAGGGUGUGCUUAUUAACCAUUUCUAGGCAUUUGCCCUUUGUAACAUUCAUAUUUCAACUGCAGGACUUUGUAUUUGUGGUUUACCUCUGUUGUGAAUUUAUAUUUAUCUUGAAAUGGUUGAAUUAGUCAAUUCAUUGGGACGAUGUGUAAGAACCUCUAUGAGUGUUCAUCUUUAAAAUCAUACCAAUUAGGCAAUAAUCGAUUUUCUUGGUUA
Theobroma cacao (cacao) is the source of this 2234-nucleotide messenger RNA. RefSeq names its product Mitochondrial transcription termination factor family protein (gene SHOT1). Gene Ontology annotation, molecular function: double-stranded DNA binding. The record is from RefSeq and is a predicted model, not a curated record. NCBI's taxonomy places the organism in Eukaryota, Viridiplantae, Streptophyta, Magnoliopsida, Malvales, Malvaceae. Gene Ontology annotation, biological process: regulation of DNA-templated transcription.